Messenger RNA from Xiphias gladius (swordfish), 2016 nucleotides. RefSeq names its product mediator complex subunit 22 (gene med22). NCBI's taxonomy places the organism in Eukaryota, Metazoa, Chordata, Actinopteri, Istiophoriformes, Xiphiidae. The record is from RefSeq and is a predicted model, not a curated record. The transcript is spliced from 4 exons. Gene Ontology annotation, cellular component: mediator complex. The coding region runs from base 152 to 574 and encodes 140 amino acids. Gene Ontology annotation, molecular function: transcription coregulator activity. Gene Ontology annotation, biological process: regulation of transcription by RNA polymerase II.
CAUGGACGCAACGGGUGUUAGCCGCCAUUAAAAAUCAAGAAGAAGAAGAAGCGUAGUAAACGAAGUGGUCUUUAUUUUAUACGUUAACGACGUUGUUUACAAAGUAUGUCGUAAGAAGUAGCGUGUGCUGUGUUGCCUUCGCCCGAGCACGAUGGCUACUCAGAGAGUGCUCCCUCAAAGCAAAGAGACUCUGCUACAGAACUACAACAAGAGACUGAAAGAUGAUAUCAGGUCCAUCCUAGACAACUUCACAGAAAUUAUCAAAACAGCAAAGAUAGAGGAUGAGACACAGGUUUCUCGAGCAACUCAAGCAGAGCAGGACCAUUAUGAAAUGCAUGUCAGAGCAGCCAACAUUGUACGUGCCGGCGAGUCCCUGAUGAAGCUGGUGUCUGAUCUGAAGCAGUUCCUGAUUCUGAACGACUUUCCCUCCGUGAAUGACGCCAUCAGCCUCCAGAACCAGCAGCUCCGCUCACUGCAGGAGGAGUGUGACAAGAAGCUCACAUCGCUCCGUGACGAGAUUGCCAUCGACCUGUAUGAGCUAGAGGAAGAAUAUUACUCCUCCAGGUACAAGUAGGCUCAUACUUGUCCCCAUCCCACCGCCCCUCUGCUGUCCCAUGCCCAGCACCGUGUACUGUUCUCACGUUUUACCUUUCACUGCUGAGCCCAAAGAAGGAUUAAGUUCUGCCAACAUCUAAACCUGAAACCUUUUUUGUUGGAAAUUAUCUCAUUGUCAUAUCCAAGCGGUACCAUUCAUCAACACAAAUCAUUGUUGAGGUCCACUGUGAUGGAGCUUAUCUCACUAAGUGACUUUAAAUUGUUACUGAUUAGCAAGUGCCUUGACUUUUUCCUGCUCUAUGACAUGUAUCAUAAUUGAUCAAACUAGAGAGGACUUCAGCAUUAAAGGGGCAUACUGCGGAAAAUCAGCAUUGUAAAUUUAUCGAGCUCUUAAAGUACAGAGGUUCAGUGUGAAUUUUUGGCAUCUAUUGCAAUUUACUCAUGCGGUUUGAAAGCCAGGAGGCUUUUCUGAACAGCAAGCACUAGUGUGGAUUUACUGCUGGGUAUAUUUCUAAAUGGUCAUCAGACUUAUUGGCUUCCUGGUCUGCAGUGUCUAAUAGGCUUGAGAAAGGUUUUAAUAAAUAUUAUCUGGUACAAGGGAGAGUGACAUGCUUUUUUGGAAUGUUAGUAAUGAGGCCUCCUAGUUCAUUUAUAACUAAAUAUUUUAAUUUGAAGUAACACAAAACUUUGUAGGGAAGGGGAACAUACCUUUUUAAAAGAAUUACAUAUUAAAAGAAGUAAAACUAUGAGUAUAGAUUUUAUAAAAUUAUAAUUCAUUUAAGAUUAUUUAUAUGUAGUAUUUAAAUCAUAAAUAUAAUGGUAAUGCCUUGUAUGCUACAUUUUAAGGAUGGAUGUUUGUUAUAGACUACAAUAAGACACGACUGUUCGCUGUUAUUUAUUUGAGGUCAAAUCUGAAGCUACUAAGACUUUCUCCAGUCAAUGUUUUCUGUAAAAGCAAUUAGGAGAUAAUAUUUUAUUGAUUCCGUCCUAAUACCACAAGCUAUAACCAUGCAACGGUUGUCGAUCACACAUGGUGUAGUUGUACGUGUGUACCAGUUUGUGCCAGCUGUUCCAAUAGAUCCAGAAUGAUUAAGAAAUAAAGUAGAGACAAAACACUGUAGUAGUUUGUCUUGUUUUCUGUGAGAAAGUACAAAGAAGCGUUUCUCAGUUCUGUUUAGAGCAUGCUGGGUGUGGGCCUUCCUUUCUCGCUGCACUCACUCCGCUUUCUCCUCCAUCAGCAACUAAUCCCACCUUUUUUGCUGACCUUAAAAUCAACAGUUGAUCAGCCAUACCUUUAAAUAGCACCAAAUUAACAAGCAUCUGUUUUACGCGUUGAUCGUUUCCAGUGCUUCUGCAUAACCUCAUUCUCCUAUCGUAUGUGUGCCUUCAUGUGCUCCUCUGUGUAUGAAUGUGCUUAUUCUGACCUGCUGCUCUUGUCUGCUCCUCUUUCUGUGCUGCGCU